UUAGAAAGUAAAGAGCAGACAUGUUUGUUUAUGUCAGCUGAGCUGAGGGGCAGACCGGCCGCUCCUCUUAUUAUCAUUUUCUGGUGAUAUAUCUGUGAGAUCUCUUGGAGGGCAUUGCUAGUGCAGAAAUUGCGAACAGAUACACACUAAAAUUGCAAAUAGAUACAUAUUGGGAUGGAUCCUAGUAUGAGUUCACCACAUUCAUAUUUCCCUGUGACACAUUCUCCUCAAGUUGGUGUGUUACCUGAAGUAGCAUCAUUGAGCAGUGAAGAGCUGGAAGACCUUUUGAACUGUGACGACAAGUUGACAGAAUUUGUUGCUGCUCUUCCCCAGGUGACAGCACUUAACAAACAGUGUGAUCAACUCAUCAUCCAAAAUGAAGCUUUAGCUAAGGCUAAUUUGGAACGUAGUGGUGACUAUGAACGUACACGAGAUGCAAUAAUCCAAAAGCUCGAAGAAUUCACCUCAUUACGUACCAGCUUUGAGGAAUUGACGCAAAUGCAGCUGAAGGCUUCCGAGAAACUGGCUCCAGCAAGCAUACAGGAGAGUCUACUAAUAUCAUCAAUACAGUCUGAGGAAGAAAGUGAAAAAAUAGCAGAAGACUUCUUACAAAAACACAUUGAUGUUGAAUCAUUUUUGGGUAGCUAUUUGGAAAAGAGAAUAGUAAGUACACUACAGUGCUUCAAUUAUCUGUUAUUCAGUAUAUACAGCCUCUCCUCACUUAGCAACGGAGUUCCGUUACUAAGACUACGUCGUUAAAUGAAUUUGUCGCUA
This is a messenger RNA of Cherax quadricarinatus, 774 nucleotides long. NCBI's taxonomy places the organism in Eukaryota, Metazoa, Arthropoda, Malacostraca, Decapoda, Parastacidae. The record is from RefSeq and is a predicted model, not a curated record.